This is a messenger RNA of Halichondria panicea, 17490 nucleotides long. Its product is annotated as E3 ubiquitin-protein ligase RNF213-like. The record is from RefSeq and is a predicted model, not a curated record. The transcript has 75 exons. NCBI's taxonomy places the organism in Eukaryota, Metazoa, Porifera, Demospongiae, Suberitida, Halichondriidae. Bases 154 to 17382 code for a protein of 5742 amino acids. Gene Ontology annotation, molecular function: ATP hydrolysis activity; ubiquitin-protein transferase activity.
CCAUAAAAAAGCAAAGGCAAGUAUUGAGCAGCUGUAGAUCUAUAUUAAGUUGGCCUGAUAAUUGUGUACUCUUGAUCGAUCCUCAACCUCAGCGCAGCCAAGACUUAAGACAUCAGAUUCAAGACCAGCUGCCAUACUGCACGCAAUUAAAGGAUGUCGCAAACAUCUGGUGGAGACAAGUGGUGGCGUUGCACCAAUCCUGUGUGUAGUCAUCCUCCUACCAUUCCACUAUCGGUUGGAAUUGCCUUUAAAGUAUGUCCCUUCUGUACAACAGCUCAGCCAAGCCAAGAAGCCACGUCCCAGAGAAGCAAGCUCAGACAAGAAGUCGCUGAGUCUCUGCAAAGACCCCCCCUCCAUCUUGAGGCUGACCUGGUAGAACGAGCAUCAAACCUUGAACUUUCCACUCCUAAUAUCUCUGAAAUCCAAACCCAGGGAUCACUGGAGAACGCUAGUCAAACCUCGUCCACAUCUCGUAACGUACCGCAAGUACAGUUUUCCCCCGAAGGAAAUGUAACUAAUGCUAAGACGACGGUUGAAUCUCACAGUUCUCAACAAAAACCCUCCAAUGACCCACCAAGUGCUCCUGGAGAAAAACCCACACCAGGCAACAAUGGCCCACCUGGAGAAACCCCCAAACCAGACAGCGGCUCACCUGGAGAAAACCCCAUACCAGGCCCUCCAGAAGAAAACCCCACACCAGGCCCUCCAGAAGAAAACCCCACACCAGGCCCUCCAGAAGAAAACCCCACACCAGGCUCUCCAAAAGAAAACCCCACACCAGGCUCUCCAAAAGAAAACCCCACACCAGGCCCCCCAAGAGAAAACCCCACACCAGGCCCCCCAAGAGAAAACCCCACACCAAGCCCUCCAGGAGAAACCCCUAAACAAGAGAAUACACCAGACAACAAUGAUACAUCUGGUACUCCUGGAAAAGACUACAUCCCAGGAACCACUGAUAACCCAGCACCUCAAUCAAACCAUGAGGCCUCAGGAGCAGAAAACAAGGAUAGCCACCCAACUGGAAACCCAAAGGGUUUACAAGAUGACCUCUCAGAGUCACAAAGUCCUCUGCAUGUACAACGUGAACACUCCACUCCGGAUAGUAAUACGAGGGGUCCUGUUUGCCUUUAUUGCGAAAAGCACCUACUUACACCUACGGCUACGACGUGUGCAGGCUGUGGACACUUGCACAGAGCCAGUAUUAAACUUACACCAAAAGAAAGUAUUACUGCCAGUGAGCAUAAUGUUCAAGAAACUAACCAUCCAAGCAGUGGAAUAGAUACUCAAGACAAGCAGAGCAAAUACCCUACUGUUUUUGGAGCUUAUUCAUCUGCUCAGGUACUCUCUUUGCCUGCUGGAACCCAAUGUUCAAGUAGAAAUCAAGAAGCCUCCUCCGAAACAAGUGAUGAUAUACUGAAACGAAAGCGUAAUUCUUCUUCAGAUGGGACCAACGAACAGUUAAUAAAGCAUAUCAGGACAGAUGAUAUGUCCGAUCCAGGGGCUGCUGUUUCUGAUGGAAAGAAUGAAAGUAGCAAAUCACCUGAAACAAAAGCUCUCAACCCUUCGCAAGAUUCUGAUGCUAAAAUGCAAACUUACAAAAAAGAUGAUUCUCCUGGAAAUCUAGUUUACCCCAAAAAAGGUAAAAAGUCUAAAAAGAAAAAGAAAGGUAAGGAUAAGCAUCCUGGAACUAUGUCUGAAGAACAGUCUGCUACACCUGACGUGGGAAUCGUGUCAAGGAAUCCAGAAGUCACUGUCAACCUAAUUUUCCACGUGAUCAUCCCAAAACAGUUCUGGGAAUGGGAUGAUCAAUCGUUUGUGUCUCUACGCUUUGGAAACGAUGAGUUGGGGUCUUGGGAGAAAAAUUGUGGUGAUUUUCACAUAUCACAUGUCACUGAGAGCUUCCUUGAAGUGACUGGUCAAUUGGAACUUAGUGUUCAGCUGUUAGAAAUUAAAAUUCCAUACAAGUAUGUUGUGUUCACCGAUAAGUCUCGGACAAAAGAAGACGGGUGGUAUGAGUUCAUUCGUUUGGCUGAAAACAAACAUGGAGGAGAUCCGAAUAGAGUACUCAACCUCACCGAGAGAGCAAGAAUUGAUGAAAGUGUGUACCAUCAGUAUGAUAGCAUGGUGUUCCCAAGGGAUGCACUGAUAACAAGGGGUCUUAGUGAAAGAGUUAUAUCCGGUGUGAAAAAUUUGUUCCCUUGGUGGAAGAAGGAUGAAGCAAUUUCAAAGGAUAACCUUGAAGUUCCUGAAUAUCACAUAAUAUUGCAAAAUUGUCUCAUGUUCUACAUCGAUGCUAGUUAUAAAGGAAUCAUUUCUACUGGCCAAUUUUCAGACUCUAUUCCUAUUACAAUGGUUGUUCAAGGAAUUUAUCACAUCUUCACUUGUUUGCUUGAAAGUCAGUUUACACACGAUGAUGGUCCUCGGAUUUUUUCCUUUAAACCAUGGCUUAAAAAUCAACCGUUACAAGAGGCCAUCGUUCGUGUAUUAAAUUCUGCCAUACUUCCAAAUGGAGAAACCAAGCAGUUGAUGUGUGCUAUCUUCAUCUUGUCGUGCAUAUCAGAAUUGGAUAUUCCAUUCUACACUCAAGGUUUUCAAAGUCUCUCUUCUAAAUUACUAAGGUUGAUGUGUGCAUAUGGAGAAGAGGAUGGCUUUACUGAGAAGUGGUCAGAGUUAAAGCAAGUUUUCAAAAACGGGAGUAACAGGAGACGGAUUGGUGGGAUUGCUGGUCGUAUGUUGAAGUACAUUUCUGAGCAACAAGCAACAAAUUUAGAAUGGAUGUACGGCUUACCUCUUCAUAACUUUUUGAUGGAAAAUUCAGAACCAUUUGACAGUAUUAAUUCAAUGAGUGUGGAUGUUCUUAUGAAUAACUGGAAGAAAUUGGCUCAUAUUCUAUUAAGUAUCAGAGGAAAAUUUGCUGGAAAUCGUCAGCUCGCGUUUAUGCAGUACUUUCCAAGUAUGUUCUUCCUCAUGAAGAUGGACCCUCUCACUUUUCAAGCAUUUGUAUUCAUUUGCCCUGAUCAUGAGCUUGGCAGUCUUUUUGCUUUGAUUUCGCCGCAUGUUGCUACUACGUGGGUCUUAUACCUUCUUCAUGAGUUCCGUUAUAGACCAUCAACCAAAGAUGAUGCAACAAAGUUGGCUAGCUGGCUGAGUGUAAUCCAAAAGAAUAUCUCUUCAAAUCUCGAAAGUGAUCUAUUGCAUCUCAUGGAGUCGACAGUUCUCCUUUUCAAGAGAUGUACUGCCAGUAUGAAGAGCUCUGAUGAUCACUGUUUACAACUUCUUAGAUCUGUGAUUUCAAAUUCUCUAGAGUCUUUUUCCUGCUACAGCUAUGUCCACACUGCUAAUAAUAUGUCUAUUAUUCAAACAAAAAUUGAAGCAAUUCAGCAACUGCUCCAAAGUUGGCUCUCUUCCCAUGAAGUAGUUGGAGGAAACAUGUUUGGCUACGGCCCACAAUAUCGAAAAAAAUUCCUGUUGAAGAGCCGUGUUGAAGUAAAGAUUUGGAAGUGCUUUCUUUCCGCAAAGUGUUCUAGCAAUGAAGUGGAAACUAAAUGGCAACAAGCAAUGGAAGUUGUUUUGAAGGGGCGAUUGAGUAAGGUACCUGAUGGAUGUGCUGUCACGCUACUCUAUGAUGUGGAGAGCAAUAGCCAAGAACAUGAAAUACUAACAAAUGCCGUCAUGGAUGUAGCUGUUAAAGGUGCUGAACGUGUUUUUUUCGAGCAACCGGACAGAGCUCUGAAAAGUUUUACAGAUAUGACAAGUACAGACUCACAGCUUCUGGGAGUUGUUCUUGGAAAGGUCUUGAAGAAGCAGUACCCUCAAUUGAACCCUGACAACAGUUACUGGAUCACGCUUGAUGUUCUGCUUAACUGGGUGCUAUGGCCAAACUAUCUUAAAAUAGUUCAGCAAGGAAAUAAAUCUCUACUGAAAGACGGGCUCCCUGAAGAGUGCCAAGUUGUAUGUGUGUGUGCUUCUUCCAAGUUUGAGGAGAUCUGCAACAGACUAGAGAAAGCAAAUGUUAGUCUCAAGGAGCUCCGUAAAAUGAAAGACAAGGAGAAGCAAGUUCAGCGGUUGUGUGAAGCUGUAACUGGAUCAAAAAAGAGUCAAUUGUCUUAUAAGAGAGUUUCUUGCAGUCUUCAUCAAAGGUUUAAAGAAUUUGACCACUUCUCCAGUCGUCGACAGGCUUACCUUGAAGUCUGCAUGUGGAUUCUAGACCCAAGCAACCCUAAGCAAAGAACUGCUGGAAUUCUGGAGCUGAAAGUAGAGAUGGAAAAAAAUGUUGAUCAUAUGAAGAUCAGUGAUCUCUGCCAACUAGAAAAUGACAAGUUACAACUUUGUUGCUUGAAAUCUGCUCAGCCUCUCGACGUAUUUGUGGACAAUUUUGCCGUAAUGAUACGCAAAAGUCCAAAUAUAUUUAUCUGCAAAUUGACCAAGAAAUUAAAAGAGGCUUUAGCACCAUUAGACACUGAAAUUACUGUUAACGAUAUUUUUUCUAAGAUUUGGCAGCCAGCAUUCACCUUUUGUCAGAAUCUUCUGACUGAUCUUGCUAAUCGGAGCAUGAAGCUGGAUUUUGUUGACAAGCAUCUCACUAACUUUUCCGAAACUCUUUUAAGUGAUGUAAGGAACUUAGCUGAAGCAAUAAGAAGUUGCGGAUCCCAAUCUACCACCCCACCAGUUCAUCAACUCGAACUUGCUGUGAAAAAAGUUUGCGACUACUGGCGAUUGUGCAGAUAUGAAGAGGGUGCUCGAGUGUUUCUACAGCUUAGAGAUGUUCUCAAUCUGAAGGGAGAUUUCAGCGUCAUUGAAAGCCGUUUUUCUGUUCAGCUCAAAGAGUCAAUGAAAGACCAAACAAUUGAUGCCAUCGAUAAUACGUUGGUUGAAACUGGUGACUUUUUGAAAGAGAUUGUUGAUCAUCCUUUAAAGCACAAGUGUCUCUAUGUUUUUGGCGGAUGCCAAGGGUUGAUAAAAUGGCUUCGAGAGUUCACCACAAGUGUUAACGACAUCCAGGGUUUCGUAACUGUUGCCCUAGCCACUGCUGCUGGAGGAGAGGAUGACUUGGCCAGUGACAAGCUAUCUCACUUACGAACUGUUGGCAGCGGGUAUGCAUCACUUAUCUACGAGGUGAAGGAGUUAGAUGGCUACAAAAAGCUUAAGGACAGGUGCAAAUCUCUAUGGGAUGCCUUGGAAAAGAACGGCAAUCUGCCGGAAUUGCUGGUGAGCUGCAACGAUGACAUUGAGUGGUACAAAUCUGUGAAGGAGACCCAAGGCUCUGUGGAAACCACCUCCUAUGGCCAGAUGAGUAACAUCCUAAAGUAUGGCAUGUACCGAGUUGGCUUUAAGAAGAACGCUCAGACUGUUCAUGACCUCAUCUCUGUUACUCUGAGCCGGCGUUGCCAGAAGGUAGUGAAGUGGAAGUAUUCUUUAGACGAGCUUCGAGACCUUGAGAGCAAGCUGGUGCUAAUUUGUGGGAAUAAGGCGGAAAACAGGGCCGAGGUGGAUCACUACCUUAAUCUUUUGCACAGUGCCACUAGGAUAGCUGAGCUCUACCUUGACCUGCAAAAAGCUGGAGAAGUUACCUACACUGAUGUUAGUCUUACUUUCCGAUGUGCCGUCUUCACUGCAAACCAACUCGGAGACGAUGACAUCCAAUUCAAUGAGACCAAGGCAAAGGUUAAAGUGAUUACCCUACAGGAUUACAUUAGGGCCUUGGAUAGACAGUUGAUUGCUUGGAAACAGAAUGUGAACAAUGCUCGUGGGAAGUACUAUGAACUAAAUUAUUUCACCACGAUUCAACUUCUCCAGCUGAGGAAGGAACUGGGCAUGCUCACUCGGCCCAAUGCAACCCACAUUGUGAAACCCAACGUGCUAAUGCUGCUGAAGAGUAUCUCCCCACAAGUGGACAGUAGGGUGGUAGUUGACUCAAUGCAGGCAUCCACACAAUCUGAGCUGAUGGACUAUGAGGGUGAAGUGGAAGCCAUCACCACUGCUACAGCCAUAGCUACAACCACCGAUGUUGAAGUUAUGGAAUCCUCUCCUCUUUUUGGAAAACAAGAUCCUCAGCAGUCUAUCUCAUCACCCUCAGCAGCACUCGGACUGUCUUCACUUAUGUACGAGGAUCUAACUGAGCAUCAACAGGAAGCAUAUGCACAUUGUGUUGACUUUUUCGGCUAUUCUAAAAGGCACGUACUGAGAGCGUUUAUGGAGUGUGGAAAGGAGACAACUAAAUAUGACAUAGAACAAUGGUGUGUCAAUAAUGAGGACAUCACACCAGAGGAGGAGUGUAGUGUGGGCCCACUUGAGAGGGAGGAAGAGAUGACCGACGUCUAUGACCCUCUUGACGACUCAGAUUCUGAUGAGGGCAUGGACACAACUAAAGUCCUGUCAGAAUCACAAGCCAGUACUGAUACUUCUGCUGCUGUACUAGAAGGGCCACUUUCUAACUUUAGUCUCCAAAUUAAGACUGUGGUGACACAAACGGUAGAUGAGAGUCACCCAGGAGUGCAGGAGCUAGUAAAAGCAGGUUACGAACCCCAGGAUUGUGUGGAGGCUAUAGAACAAUCCCUGGGAGAUAUGCAGGAAGCCAUGAAGCUACUGGAUGCUAGAGAGAUGGGGGAAGGGGCCCAAUCUGGAAUUUUUGUGCGCUCCAAAAGCAAGGAGGAAGAGCCAAAUUGGAUGGAAGACCAGGGUGAUGCUGAGGCUGAUGAAGAUAAUUUCAUAGAGCAUCGAGGUUCUGAUGCCGGUAGCAGCUUCUUGCAGCUUGAUGACCUAGGCCGCGUGCUAAAAAGUAUCAGCACUCUUGUACCAGGUGCUGUGGAUCAACAGAGGAGCUUUAACCCAAGUUACCUCAAUGCUGGACACCCCAAUCUUUUGGUUACUCCACCAGACGAUGUGCUGAGUAGUGUGUUGGCUCUGUACACGGAAGACCACACCCUCCCACUCCCCACACAAGAGGAGGUCCUUCUUUGUACUUGUAGAACCACCACUGAAGAGGUCAGUCUGCUGUGGCGACGAGCCAUUGAUGACCCUGGAUACAAAAGAAUAUUUUGUCUGGCUCAUGCUGAGAGACUGUCCUACCAGGUCUGUGAUGCUGCUCUCAGAUCACUGGAGGAGCUGUCUCAGGGAAAGACGCGUUAUCAUUUGGUCGUGAUAUGUGGCAAAGAGAAAGAGGAUACAUCGCACAUCAUCUCACGACUGCACUUUAACCGACGAGAAGUGGUCCCCACGCUGGUGGUAGAUAAUUGUAGGGAAUAUCUCAAGGCACACUUUGUGCACGACAUGGACAUGGAGUUGGAUUGUCAGGUGACACCCACAUCAGACCAACGGGCCUCCAUGGUGGAUCCUGAAAACUCCUGUGUUCGUGUGGUAUCCUCCACCCGCUCUGGUAUGGGAAAGUCCCUGUACGUUAAGAAGAUAUCUGCGUCUUUGAGACAGGCCAUGUCGAACGAUGACGUUCAUGUCACUAUUCCUAUCCACGGGCCAGUGGUCACAGCUGACACACUCAUGGACUACUUCAAAAACUACGCAGGGAGAGAUAAUAGUACUAUCUAUCACCUGGACAUUGCACCACGGGUAUUGGCUGAGGUAGACUGUAUUCUGUUCUCGCUGCUCAUUCUGAAUGGGCUGAAUGACAGCCGAGGGCUAGUGUGGAGGAGUCAUGCCAGUCACCUCUACAUAGUAGAGGUUACCCUACCCGAGAAAACUACUCAUCAAGAGAGCUUUCAAACUCUUAACCUGCUGAAUCUACUACCUACUGUUCAUUGUACAAGCCCUAGAGAUGUGGCUCUAGUGAGACAGCAGCAACUAGGUGCUGAUGUGCUUGGUAUGGAUGAUAAUGAGUUCAAAGGGGCCACUAUUCAGAGAGUGUAUCAGUAUCUCAGGAGGCAUGCAGGUGGUCAUAACCUGGACACGUUCUCUUACCAGGGCGGUUCAGUUGAGGGCAAGGUACAAGACUGCCUCAAGAUUAUUCUCAGCAAGUGUGGUAUCAGAGACCCCAGCUGGGCAGAAAUCCACUAUUUUGCAAAGUUUCUGGACAUUCAACUCAACUCCUGUGAGAGCUCGGUGUUCUGUGAUGAGACUCUUGUAGGUGAUGUCAUGUCUGGUCUCAAGGGAUUUGUGGUCAAGUUCAUGAUCAGGAUGUCUCAGGAUUUCUCAACACCCUCUCUGGAGGGAGUGCUGGCCAGGGAGAAUCUAGAGGAAGGUGUGCCAGCUGUUGCUGCGGCUGAUGAUGAUGACCAGCUGGAGCAGUACCAGAUUGUUGAAAGAAGGCAGUGGGAGCAAAACUCCCACCCGUAUAUAUUUUUCAAUGAAGACAAUGUGAGCAUCACAUUCGUUGGGUUCAUGGUGACACAGAACGGAGACCUUGUGGACCCAGCUCAUAGAACAGUGCUUGAGUCAGCAAUCAUGAGGCCACAGCUCUACACUGGACUCAAACAGAACAGGGUCAACUUCGAUGAGGACUAUCGCGGGUGGAGUAAAGCCCAGAUGAUCACCAAGAUAGCAACUGUCAUGGGGUUUGACUUCCUUUACGAUCCCGAUGACACCUACGUCUUCACUACAGAUAAUCUUAUAAAGAUGCUGGCCAUCCAGAUGAGAUUCAGAUGUGACAUCCCAGUGGUGAUUAUGGGUGAAACAGGCUGUGGUAAGACCAGGUUGAUCCGCUACAUGUGUGACCUGGCACGGGGUGGCAGGGACCUCAAGAACAUGCUCAUACUAAAGAUCCAUGGUGGGAUAACGGACCUAGAUGUCACCAAAUUUGUUCAGUACGCUGAAGAAACGGCUCGGACCAACAAGGCAGUUGACCCCAGAUUAAGCACUGUGGUGUUCUUUGACGAGGCCAACACCACUGACAGUAUUGGACUCAUCAAGGAGAUCAUGUGUGAUCGGAGAAUCAAUGGCCAACCGUUGUCCAACAACCUCAAAUUCAUAGCCGCUUGCAACCCAUACAGAAAGCAUUCGGAGGAGAUGAUUAGAAAGCUGGAAGCAGCUGGUUUGGGCUUCUAUGUGAGAGAGACUCAGCAGAAGCUAGGUAAAAUUCCCCUGCGUCAGUUGGUGUACCGUGUACUGGAACUGCCUCCUAGUAUGUGCCCUCUAAUCUAUGACUUUGGGCAGCUCAACACUGCUACUGAAUAUGACUACACCAGCCAGAUCGUUAAGGACCAUGUGCUCGGGCACCCCUUGCUGCGUAAUGAGAGUCCUGCCAUCAUUCCAGCCAUAUCAAAAGUGCUGACUAAAUCUCAAAAAUUCAUGAGAGACCAGAAGAAUGAGUGCAGCUUUGUAAGUCUGAGGGAUGUUGAGAGAGCCAUGAUUGUCUUCGAGUACUUCUAUGAGAAGAUGGAUCGUGUGUUUGCUCCACUCAUAAACAAGAGAGCAGAAGAGGCCUACAAUGAGUAUGUAGAUAGUGAUAAUGAGGAUGAUGAGGCAGCAGUUCUUCCCCCACGUCCACAUCCACUGAACAAUGUUACUAUUGCACUGAUCCUCUCUCUAAGUGUGUGUUAUCGUGCUAGACUACAGGACAGAGAACCUUAUGAAGAGCAUAUCGCAGCAUGUUUUAAUAAUCCACUACUUCUACACGGAGGAGAUGAGCGAUUCAGAGAUGAGAUAAGAUGGUGUGAGGAGGGUUUGCUGGACAACAUGGUGCUUGGCCCUAACAUUGCUAAGAAUGCAGCCCUGCGGGAGAACGUGUUCAUGAUGGCUAUCUGUAUUGAGCUCAGGAUCCCUCUCUUCUUGGUGGGCAAGCCAGGCAGUUCCAAGUCUCUGGCUAAGUCUAUUAUUCAAGAUUCCAUGCAUGGACCAGGAUCACGGUCACCAGUACUGAGGGACUUCAAACAGGUGCACAUGUUCUCAUACCAGUGCAGUCAGCUCUCCACUCCUGAGAGUGUUAUAGAAGUGUUUAAAGCAGCUGAGAAGUUUCAAGCCAAACAAGAUAUCAAGCAGUAUGUGUCGGUGGUUGUGCUGGACGAAGUGGGACUGGCUGAGGACUCCCCUUCCCUGCCCCUCAAGGCAUUGCACCCUCUGCUAGAAGACGGGACAGAUGGGUCGGGUAAAGAUCAUCAGCAGCAGACUGUAGAGCGCGAGAAAAGAGUGGCCUUCAUUGGCAUAUCUAACUGGGCUCUGGACCCUGCCAAGAUGAACCGUGGUGUCAUGGUAACGAGGGGAGACCCUGAGAAGAAUGACCUGGAACUAAGUGCUGAGGGUAUCUGCUCUAAUGCAGACGGUAAACUGAUCAAGGAGCAACUUCAUAGAUACUUUGCGCCUUUGUCUGAGGCUUAUAUGAACGUUUGUAACAUUUGUAAGAAACAAAAGAGGCAGUUCUUUGGGCUCCGAGACUUUUAUAGCCUUAUUAAGAUGCUCUACUGGAUGUGUGAGAAGUCUGGGGGUCACCCCCUCUCAUGGCUCCAGCUGAAUCAUGCCAUACGCAGAAACUUUGGUGGAUUAGAAUCAAAGGAAAUAAAUCCUUUAGAAGAGUUUAGUAAGGCCAUCACUGACUACUUUGAUGACAACCAAGACUUCAGUGGACUGGAUGACAAGAUGUUGUCGAUAUUGAAGCCUGACUGUAGUCCACUGGGUCUGAUCAAGACUAGCCUUUACACCAAGGACACCACCACGCAUGGUGAGAAUCGCUACCUGCUGUUCCUGACUGAAAACUACGCUGCUCUGGACAUUCUGAAACAUUAUGUGAGAGGAGAAGGGGCGAAUGAUUCAGACCUCACGUCACAACCGUACAUCCUCUUCGGUAGCAGCUUCCCUAAGGAUAAAGGGUACACACAGGUUUGCCGUAACAUCAAUCAGAUUAAGAUUUGCAUGGAGACUGGACGGACAGUCAUUCUGCUCAAUCUAGAGAACCUCUAUGAAAGUCUCUACGAUGUUCUCAAUCAGUACUACAUGUACUCUGGUGGGGUGCGCUAUGUGGACUUGGGAUUACAGACACACAGGGUCAAGUGCAGGGUUCAUCCUAACUUCAAACUUAUCCUGAUAGCUGAGAAGGACACUGUGUACGAAAAAUUCCCUACCCCCCUUAUCAACCGCCUUGAGAAGCACUUUGUUCUCACCUCUUCUGUGCUUGAAGAUUGGCAGAGUGAUAUUUUGGAAGACUUCAAUACCUGGAUUCAAGAUUUCUCAAACACAAGAGGGAAUCACUUUAGUGAAGCCCAUGCAUUCAUAGGCUACCAGAAGGACACACCUGCAGCAGUGGUGUUCCAGGCUACUAAUCUCUUGAAAAGACUACAACAGAAUCCGUCACUUCGUAGCAAGGUUGAACAACUGCAGAGGGCUGGUAUCAUUAGUGAAAACUUUGCUGGCUUGUCUGAGGACUCACCACAGUGGCCUGACUCAGUUCUCAAACUGAGCCAGUUCCUUCUGCUCCAAACAGCUGCUGACGAUGCAAUUAUCCGUCUUCGUAAAUCCGAUCUUUUACAAGCAGAGAUUAAGUGUCUUACAAGCUGGUAUUUCAAGCACCAAUACCACACCUCCAUAGGAGAGUUUCUACAGUAUGAGUGCAGUCACAAUCGCGAAGUGUUCUUACAGGUCACUACUCACUGUCGACUGAUGACUCGUGAGGAGUUAACCAAGGUCACUGACGCUGUUGGCAUGAACUUUGCACAUUUUGAUCUACAUGAGUUUGAUUCUGAACUGGAUUUCUCAAACAAAAUAGGCCCCAAGUUUAUUCGUGAUGACGUAGAUGAUGCUAAACCAUUCCUGGUGAUUGUACAGUGUGACUCUGGCCAUUUGAAUUCUGACCUUAUUGCGUGUGCCAGAUAUAGGGUCUGCGAUGAAGCCAUACGAGCAAAGGCUAAAAACAAAAUUCAUGGUGGUGACAAUAUUGAUGUCACUCAUAUAUUGUUUGUCAUUCACUUGCCACAACAAGAAGUCAAGUCACAGUUUGUGGGCUUUCAAGGGGACCCCUGGAUCUCGGUGCACAUUGAUGACUUGCGAGCUACUUCUGAGAUUACAGUGAUACCUGAACAAGCGCUGAAUGCAUCUAUUAGUCAACUUUUCAUCGGGCAAUUGAGAGAGAAAAACCAGGAGCGACCUGAUUUAGAAGAAAGUGAUGAGCAAGAACUAAAAAAAGGGAGUGACUCUUACUUUAGGAUUGAGACUGGGGAAGAGGAUAGUGAGGGCGAAAUGUUUCAUUCUGCCGAGCAUAGGCAUCGCAUGAGUGACAAUGAUAUAUACAGUGAUCAAGACAUGUCUGAUGAAGCAAGUAUGCCAGAUACUCCCCAGCUGCCUAGCAUAUCUAGUUUAGAAGAGGUCAACAGAAUGGAUACUGAAAGUAACGAACCUCAUGUAGAGCUGGCAUAUAGAGACAGUGCUCUCAAUGAUGAGGCAAGCAACAUGAUGGACAUUGAGGAUGCACAAUUGUUUGAUCCUCUACUAAUCGACCUAGCAGUGCCUCCAGUGGAGGCUGACAAGCUGCCUAGUGAUACUAUGCAAAUCAGUUUACCUCCAAGUGAGGAGAUUGAAAGCAUUGUGCCUACAAGUCCCAUCAAAUAUUCUGAUAACGACAAUUCCGAACCCACACCUCGUCCAACGAAAGCUUAUCCAAUUGCUGAAAUUCCUACUCUAAACUCAAAAGAAGUUCCAUGUCAGGAGGACAAGUUAUGGGCUGAGCCCAGUGGAUCAUUCCACCCUCAGCACCACCGGCUGUUGGGCUGUGUGCAAGCUGCUGUAUCACUGCUCAAAGACACUCUGAAGGACAGAGCAAAGCACAGAAUACUGAAACUCAUGUCACUUAUUCCAAAAACACAUCCAGGUGAGGCUCCGUUUUACGACCUUUUGGUCAAGCUUAUUCACUCGGCUCUGCUGCAGAGAGAAAGUGACCGAGUUGACGAGAGAGAAUGGGUACUCAAUGAGGCCAUGAGUGGCAGAAAGCUACAGAAUGGAGGGACAUUCAGAAAUGUUCUGGCUCGCCGUAUUGAUGAAGUCAUCACUCCCUAUUUUGCUGAGAUCAUUGCUCAUGUUGAUCGGAACUGUAACCUUGAUCUACUCGAUUCCAAAGACCUGAAUUCACCUGUGUCAAGGUUAUGGCUUACCAUAUUCAAGUUCACAGGAGGAAGGAUUGACUUCUCCUCACUAGCAGAGGGCAAAACAACCAUAAAGAAUGACUUCCAGUGCCAAUUUCCUUUCUCGUGGUUUGUAAGGGACAUGGUGAACGCCCAGAGAGCUAACAUGCUAGAUACUGAACAACACCUCCAUAACUCACUGUGUGAGGCUCUGAGUCUAACUGAUAUGGGGACAAUCUUGGGCAGUGUUGAUGAGGAUCACGUUGACAAAUUCUACAAACUCUAUCUUUAUGAUUUUGUGCGUUACAUUCACAAAAGCAGUCACAAGAGCGAGCUAGGCAAUAUGGAGUACAAGCUGGUCAUGAAUGCGUUGGACAAUGUGACCCACCAUAAUGACUUUUGCUUCGUGGAUGGCCACAAAUCACUGUCUCGGAAAAUAGUGGCUCUCCAUCUUGUUCAUGGCCAGUGUUCUUCCAAGGUGCUCCAGUUUGGUCAGAUUGUAUUGCACAGACCAAGUAUUCUACGCUCCCUAUCGAACAAGGACUCAUUCAGAGUGGCAGGACAAGAUUUCGCUCUUCAUCUGUAUGCGGUGCAAAGAGUGCUAGAAUCGGAUCAGGAAUAUAAUGACCCCACUAGCCAGGACUUGGCCGGCCUUAACCCUCCUUUGCACAAAACUAACCAGGAUGAUCUCACUCGGGACCUUCAGCGAUGGUUAAACCACGUCCGUUUGUCUCAAAAUGUCAUUGACACCAUCUUGAGAUCAAGCUUUGGGGAUGAUACUACCAUCAUGUCAAGGCUGACAUGGCAAAGGAUUAGAGCUCUGCAGAUUUUCGCUGAGAAGGUUUAUCUCCAUCACUGUAAAGUUGAAGGGAUGCCUUUUAUCAUUAGAAGACUUGCGCUAAUUUUGAAGUUUCGUUCAGACUUUCUAAAAGAAGUCACCGUCAAGGAAGUCAAACAACUGUUGAAUGCUGUGUUCAAUUUUCCAAAACUCAAAGCAGAUAAUAUCACGAAGAAGAAAAUUAGGAAAAAUUGUAAUCGUUUCUUCAUUGAGGUUGUCUCUAGCUUGUGUUUCGGUGGUAUGGAAGCACCAGAACCAGAGCUUGUCAAAUUGCUGUUAGACACUGUCCUUCGAGACAACCAAACUAGCAGAUUUUCUCCUUACAACGACGAGCAGCAGGAUGAGACUCCUACAAUCAGAUCAUUCUUACUACAGCUGCUGCUUGAACAUGAACAUGAUCAGGUAAAACAGUACCUAGACGAGUACUUCAAGCGGUCCAUUGCAGUGAUCAGAGGGCAUGGCAUGGACCAGGGACUUCGUCUGCUGUGCAUUCAGUGCUUUGAGGAUUCUCUACGUAAACGAAUAAAUGUUCUCCCUGCUCAAAGCCGGGCUAGCUACAUUGAGCGGAUAUUGGGGGAAGGUUAUUUGGUUCUACAGGAGUAUUUUCAUACACCCUCAGUUAGUUUGCAGUAUCUGGAAUCAGUCGCCGGUGUUCGCCUUUCCCUCUCUGUCCUAGCCCAGGAGCUAAAGAGUGAUCGUGUCAACAGCAGUCUUCUCAGAGUGGCCAGAGAUCUGUGCAUGGACACCAGAGUAAAUGUGAUAGACCCCAAAGGCAGAGUGGACACUACAGGACCUGUGCUCUACCUCAUGAGGCUCCUAGUGAGGCAAUUUGGCUUCCCCUGUCUCCAGACUGUCAGCCAGGCCCAUCCCUGGGUCGUCCCCGAGACUCUGAGAAGAGUGGACAAUGAGGAGAAAUCAAUUGACUUGUCUGUGCUGUAUGAGCAGGGGUAUAAAGAUGUGAGAAUUGCUGUUAACACAGCAUUGUACAGCAACGAAACAACAGAACUCGCAGCAUGUGUGGAGGAUGGAGCUGAGGUGUGUUUGUUGGCCUUUGCUUUUUACCAGAAAGCAACUCUAUCUCGAGCAAGCACAGCACCAGCGGUUCAAAUAGAAGCGGAGGCCCUCCAAUUACUAAACACAUUCGUCCAAAAUUACCCAACUAUCUCACCAGAAUUGCUGCAAGUCUUGCGCUUGCUCUUGGCCAACCAACAGGGUGGCACCUUGGCCCAGAUGGUUGUAUCCCCCCACCAGGCACAGGCAGGCCUGCACAGAUCCAUCACUGGCCUUGUGGUGCACAUUGUUACAGUGCUACUGAGCAGAACUAAUAAUGAACUACUGCUGCCAUUCCUUAACAUGCUUACAAAUCCCACUUUACUCAAGAAUGCCUACCUGCCUACCAUGCCUGAGGAUAUGCUGCAGGAAGUGAGACAAGCUGGAGGUACCUUUUAUGAAUGCCCCAAUGGUCAUCCCUAUCUAGUUGGAGAGUGUGGACGGCCAGUGGAGCUAAAGACCUGUCGUGAGUGUGGAGCAUCUAUUGGUGGUACCAGCCACAAGCUGAGGUCUGAUAACAGGACUGCAAGAGAGAACGACACAACUAAGACUGGCCAUGACCUUGGUGCCCCUCAACAACGCACUGUUAAUUCCGAGAGAGAAAGAACCUUGUCUGCUACAGCAGUGAACGUUGUCAGGGUGCUCAUGCAUGCUUCUUUCCUCUGGGCUGCCUGCCACGACCAACAGUUGGAGCUUAUUGUUGAAGUGGUCAAGGGUGUCAGGCCACAGGACCUAGCAGAGUUCUUCUGGUUCCAUCUAGUGAAGGACUUGGAGUGUAUGCAACGUAGCACUGGAAGGGGGAUGGAUGAGUGUGUCAUGAUCAUGCAUCUGGUGCUGAAAGAGAUACUAGGAACCAAUCCUUCAAUUUCCUGUGGGAACUCGAACCAACUACAAAAUAAGACUGCACGCAAAGAGUGGGAGCGGCAGUUCAAUAUAACCUAUAUUGAACCAGUUCUCAACCAGCUUGAAGUAGCUAUGGCCAAAGCACUGGAUCUUGUAGCUAAUGACGAUCAACAAGAUCAAGAUCGUCUGUUCUACUUGGCCUAUGAGAAGGUCAAGGUGGUUGAUGAAAAAAAGUUAGAGGUACAUCUCUGGAGUUACAGACCACAAAUUUGCCUGGAACAUCUUAAAAACGCUGUACAAGCUGGGAAUGAGUGCAAAAUUCUAGACACAUUCCUUCAAAAUGAACCAAGCCUACGAGCUACUCAAUACAUCCCAGACAUUGUAAGACUCCAGCAGUUUAUGUUUGAGACAUUUGAUAGACGCUUGGACAAGAGCAAAGCAGAGACUAUGACUAUCAGAGAAUUCCUUAAGGAAGUGAAAGAUACAAGGAAUGAAAACACCAAAAACGAGUGCCAGGAAAUGAUAGAGAAUCUGAAGAAAGCAUGGACUCUAGUAGGACAGAAGCUCAAGAACCACAACCGACUGCCAGUAGAGGAGGAGUAUUUGAUAACGGAGAUCAACGAUAAAACACCACUGGUCUACUUGAUCCCCACUACCAUGAGGGAAGGGCGCUGUACCACGGCACUUGUUGACUAUCUUGUCCUCACACACAACGAUUUCAUUGAAAAGUGCAGGGGGAUCGUGAGUCAGGGGUCAGAGUCUUCUGCUUCGGCAGUGUGGAAAGAGCACAAGGUCCCCAUCACUCAUGUGCAUCGCUGCCAUUUGCUGGAGUAUGAGCAGCAUCUACAGUCCAUCAUCCUCUCUCACUGUCACUACUCACUUACCGUGGGGAGUGGUCAAAACAUCAAGUACGACCUCCCUGCUCUUGAGAAACACAUCCUCAACAGAUUUAUUUAUGGCAAACCAGCUGUUCUUCUGGACAUUCAUUGCGUAGCUUAUCGUAAGGACAUCUACAAUGCAGAGACUUUCCAGGAGAUACGACGCAAAGUUAAACCCCAGAUACGACUUCGCCAACGUAUUCAGCAAGACAUAAUAACUGAUCUGCGAACUCCUGACAAACUGAAAGAAUCACUGGAUGUGGUAGACAUUGUCCUUGGGCUGCUUUCAUCAGGAGGGGCCAGCGAUGAUGUUAGGUUGGAAAAGUACAUCUUGUCUAGAAAAAUGGGCAAGAAGCCAUUUAGUGCCAAAGCUAAAGAGCACUGCACGCUUGGUCAUAUACUCUCCCUGUGGGAGACAAUCUCUGUGGAAUUGGCCAGGCAGCUGUGGCAUACUGGGCAGGAACCGUUCGAGGGAAUUCCUGAAGGGUAUUCUAUUGACCUGUCAACUGAUCAGUUGAACGACCUGAAUAAGUGCCUGAGGACCUUUGACCUGGCGCUUUUGCUAGGCAGUUUGUUUGAGUUCAUUGAGGUCCACGUCAAGCACAUAACUAUCGACGAGGAGAAUUUCGCACUGGUCGAAUCUCUCGUACUCUACUGGGACAUGACGGAACAGAGCCCAAUUGACCUUGAUCGCCUAGAUGAGUUUCCUGAAAGUAUUACAGUACCCCAGGCUGUGGCCAUGUGGAAGCAUGUCGCUGAAUACAAGGAAAAUAGACAGUGACACUGAAGUGAGAAAUUUGUAGUUAUUAUAAUUAUAGCAGUCAAUUGUUAUGUUACUAUACAUUCGUAGUUUUUUUGUGAUUAAUUAUUUAUUUGAAAUUAAAGUCAA